AACCCAAGUCAUGUUAGAUGCAACAGGGGGCAAGAUCUGAUGCGGAUGUAACAUGGGAGGAUCAACAGAAUAUCAACAAAUUCGGAAGGUUGAAUAAUCGCUUUCGCGAUCUUGAAGAUGACAUCAAAAUCGCUAAGGAAACAAAUGAUAAUUUGGAGGAUGCAAGCAAUGAGUUGAUUCUCACAGAUGAAGAGGAAGUUCGAUUUCAAAUAGGGGAGGUUUUUGCUCAUGUGCCAAAGGAUGAAGUUGAGAACAGGAUAGAACAAAUGAAAGAGGUGACAAGCCAGAAAUUGGAAAAGCUUUUAGAGGAGAAAGAAUCUGUGCUUGCUCAGAUGGCUGAACUUAAGAAAAUUUUGUACGGGAAGUUUAAGGAAUCCAUCAAUCUUGAGGAGGAUUAAUAGCUUUCUUCUUGUUGGUUUCAAGGUUUUUUGUACGGUACCAUUGGAUUUUUUUUUUUUUUUCAGUGGUCUCUUUUAAUUUAUUUUUGGUAUCUUGCUUUUCAUUUGUUCCCUUCUCCCUUUUGCCUUCAUUUGGCUUCUUGCUUCU
Gastrolobium bilobum is the source of this 546-nucleotide messenger RNA. Its product is annotated as probable prefoldin subunit 4. Gene Ontology annotation, biological process: protein folding. NCBI's taxonomy places the organism in Eukaryota, Viridiplantae, Streptophyta, Magnoliopsida, Fabales, Fabaceae. Gene Ontology annotation, cellular component: cytoplasm; prefoldin complex. The transcript is spliced from 3 exons. The coding region runs from base 18 to 398 and encodes 126 amino acids. The record is from RefSeq and is a predicted model, not a curated record.